This is a messenger RNA of Cinara cedri, 36720 nucleotides long. NCBI's taxonomy places the organism in Eukaryota, Metazoa, Arthropoda, Insecta, Hemiptera, Aphididae. The record is from the annotation of a GenBank genome assembly.
GUCAGUCGGCACUGGGCAGUUGGACGCGCGCGCGCGUGUGUUUGAGUGUGUGUGUGUGUGUGUCCGCACGGUCCCCAGCCGCUACUGUCACUUUACGGAACGCUGCGCGCCAAUCACACAUGUAUCGUUACGAUAAUAAAACACAUUGUGUUAUUAUUAUAAUGUCGUAACGUUCGUUUCGCGUUUGAAUUUGUAUUCGUGAGACAAUAUUAACAUUAUAAUAACAUUCGCGGCGGCCGCGCGACGCACGUGCGAUUGUGCGGUAAAAAUAUCUGGCAGUUUUAUCAUCGUGCGGAUGCAACGAAAUGUAAACAGAAUUUUAAUUUUCGCGUAGUUAGUACACCGGUACACGCGACCGACCGACAGCUAUACCUAAUAGAAGUACAAUAGGCCUGCGGGAGUCUGUCCCGGUGAGUACCCAUAAUAUAUUAAAGCAUAUCAGUAUUAUACUUACCUAUUAAAAUACAUUAAUCUUCUUUCUCGGUUUUUAAAGACCAGGGAGCCCAUGUAUCGCAACACUAUACCUGCAGCUUCCGUCUAUAUACUAGGUAGCUAUCCCAAUCCCGAGCUAACAGUGGCGCUCAACUAAUUUUUUGUAUGUGUAGCAAUAAGCAUUAAUUUAUACCCACCUACUUCUACACGGUAUUAAAUUUAAUACCCCAACACCAACUACCAAUUUUUUAAACUAUAUAAUAUUAUUUUCAUAAAAUAUAUAAUUUCCUGAAUAAUGUUUACAUUUUUGUAUCAUUUAAUAUUUGAAUGCGUAAAUAAAUUCUUAAAUUAAAUUUUUAAUUAGCAUAAGUAGAAAUUGUUCAUAUAAUCAUUAGAAACCGAUAUAUUGACAUUUGAAAUUGACAGGAAUAUAUUUGUUUUAUCGUUGAUUUUAGAAUAUACUUUUAAUAUAUUCUAAAAUAGUUUUACUGUGAUGCAGGGUCUAAAAUACAUCUGAUUUCAGAGGACACAUUUUUUGAUUCAAUUGUUACCUUUAACAGAUUCUCAUACCAAAAAAAGAAAAAUUAGGGGGUUGUAGCGCCCAAAAUUUUGGAACGAAUGCAGUUUAGCUCUCAAGCGAUUUUUUAGAAUAUUUUUUCCAAAUGUGUGUUUUACAUGUUUAGUUUGAUGGUACUUUCAAAAAAAGUCUCUCAAACUUCAUUUGGUAGUUAUGGUGAAAAACCUUCAAAAUGCUCGAUUUUUCCAAAAGUCGUGUUUUUGAGUUUAGGAUACCAAAAAAUGUAUAUUUUUGGAUUAUUUUUUUUAAAAAGCUAGUAAUUAUGUGCUUAACAUUUUGGUGAAAUCAGAGUUCAUUUAUACUAUAUAUCUACUUACUUUUUAUGUUAUUGUUAAUAAACUACGUAAAACCUAAUUAUAAUAUUAUUUCAAUCAUUUGCAUAUUAAAGUAAAUCAAAAUUGAUAUUUUGGACUUUUUUUUCAUACAGUGUGUAACACUAAAUGAAAUAAAAUUGAAUAUAUGAAUCAAAUAAAUGAAUAACAUAAAGAAGUUUUUGGUGAAAUUAGAACUAACUAAUAUUUUUUUGAUUUGGAAGACAUAGUAGAAAAAUGCAUCUUUUCUUUUUUUCUUUUCUUUUUCACCUUUGGAAAAAAUAUAGUUUAUUUAAUACUAUUUUAUUAAUUUUUACUUACUGAUUAAUUCUGAUUUCACCAAAAACUUCUUUAUGUUAUUACACACCGAAUGAGAAUAAAAAGUCCAAAAAAUCAAUUUUGAUUUAUUUUAUUAUGCAAAUGGUUGAAAUAACAGUAUAAUUAGGUUUUACGUGGUUUAUUAAAUAUUAACAAUAACAUAAAAAUUAAGUACGAUAGGUGAAUUCUGAUUCCACCAAAAUAUCAAGCAUAUAAUUAUUACCAUUUCUAAAAAACAUACUCCAAAAAUAUAAAUUUUUGUUAUUUAAACUCAAAAACACUAUAUUUUAGAAAAAUCGAGCGUUUUGAAGUUUUUUGACCAUAAUUUCCAAAUUAUCCGGAAUAUGAGAUUACAUGAAUGCGUCCCAAUAAAAAGCUAUCAUUUUUUCAACGUAUCUCGAAUGCGUCCCAGUUAAUUUAGAAUUAUCCAGGGUGCACCACGAGGAGGUGAACUGACUUAAACCUGAAAAAUAUUAGAUUAUUUUGUUAUCUAUUACACCCAUUUUGGUUGAUUGAGUGUUAUAUAAAAUAGAUACAGAAUACAUAGUCUUUAGAGUAGGUACUUAUAUUAUUUAAAUUUGUUAGCACAUGAAAACAUAACAAUUUUUACAUUUUUUUUUUAAAUCUUGAAAAUUACUGAAAUAAUUCAGUACCAGGUUACGGGAAAAAUUACGGCACUACACUCAUUCACUAAGUUAUUACACAACUACAAGCCAUACUCCAUAGUCUGAUUGAGUUUUAUUAUCGAAGUUGAAACAAAAUUCAGUUUUCCCACUGAUUAAUUAAUCAAUUAUUAAAUUUAUCAGCUUUUAAAUAGGUAUAAAUAGGUACCUAAGGUUACAUCGAUUCGUACUGCGGACGCACUGCGACAAUUCAAAGUAAUUGUUGGAUAAGACCGUGGACGCACUUGGAAUAUCUCCAAAUAUCCCCAGGACGGGCCGUCACCAAAUUUAUGAUUUGUUUUAAAUGGUUCCGAUUUAUAGUCAAUCAAGGAACCCAAGCUUUUUUUUAAUACAAUUUACCAUAUCAUUGAGAUGAGUCUAUUAAUUCAAAUAAUUCUUUAAUUUCGCACACAGAUAGCUAUUAUGACUUAGGCAUCCGCUAAGAACAGAUUUUAGAAAAUUCAUCCCAUAAGGCGGUAAAAUAGAGGUUUUUAGGUACGAAUAUCUAAUUGCCUAUUUAUUCAUUUUUAUUUAUUCAAGGGUUACCUUAUUUAUACGGAUGAUAAUUUGGUUUCCAUGGAAAAGAAAACUAUUAUAAAUAUUAUUAUUACUAUUAUUUACAUUAUUAAAAUUUCACAAUAGAACACAUUUAGUCCGUCGAAUGUGGACUCUCCACUUUCCAUCUAUUUGUUUUUAUUCAAUUCUGACACGGUCAAAACCAAAAAAGAGCUGAUAUUAGGGAUGAGAGCGGCCACUGUUGUAUAUGAGAAGUUGGGAAGGAAGCCGAUAGGAUACAUACGGUUAUUUUAUUUAUAUCUGUAACGAUAAACCAUUGCUUGACGAAAGACAAAUCUAAGCGCAGUUCGGUAAUACUUAAUUUGAAGUGCCGUAAUUUUUUCUGUGAUUUUCGUUUGAAUUUGAUUUCAAAACGCUUAAUAAAAAAAAAAAAAGUCGUCCGAUAAUUUUGGAAAUGUUAACACGUUUAGAUAAUUUCAAUAUAAGUAUUAUUGCCAAGUUUCAAGUCUCUACGUGUAUUUACAACCAAAUUACAGCAAAAAAACUCAAAAAUUAAAAUUCUUUAAAAGCUCAAAAGUGACUCAAAAAUUUUGGCGAUAAUACCGUCAGAAAUUAAAUCAAAAAGGCAAUGAAAAAAGCAUCUUAUGAUUUUUCAAUUAAAUCAUUUUUUCUGGUAGAAAAUGACCGUGUUUUUAUAAAAUAAUGAAAUCGUGAAAUUGUACGUUCUUCUACAUUUUUCCCCACUUAAGUGCUUUUAUUUAAAAAAUGGCGUCGAAAACUAAAAAAAUUGCCUGUUUAAAAUACAAUCUAGACAACUUGAAGUUUCAGAAAAGUUUUUCUACGUAAAAGUCGGAGAAAGUUUUCUAGGAAAUAACGUGUACAUAGACUAGAACAAAGGAAGAAAAAAAAUAGAAAUAAACAGCAUUGUAAAACCAAUAGCUCUCUUUCGCUCGGAAUCUUAAAUUAUAUUUACGGCCGAAUUAAAAUGUGAUGUAUUAUAAUAUAAUAAUUAUAUAUUUAUAAAAAAUAUUAAAAAAUUGAUUUAUUAAUUCAUAACUUAUAUACUUUGGUAUUUAUUAUAAUAAUAUAUUAACUUAAUUAUUUUUUAUACAAAAUUGAUCCCUCUCUAUAAAAAAAAUUUGAAAAUACGCCAUUGGCAGGGCGUUCUAAGGUCGUGGCAAGCGGGGUCCUCGCCCCGAGCCCCAUGCGUUAGAUUUCUCGUUAAGUCCCACGUGAGUUAUAUAAAUUUAUAAUAAAAAUACAGUGAUAACAAAUAAAAAUAUAGUAUUUAAAACCAAAUUGACUUAUUUCAGUAAGGGAGAAAUUUUUAUUUAACUACAACGAUUUACAUAAUGUAAUAUACAAAUCUGUGGCUUGGUGCAAGAAGGGCCAAUGUUAAAUUAUGUGAUUAUUGGGAAAUGGACUUUGAAAUUUUAAUUCCCCAUAAGGCUCUGUGUAUUUUAUUAAAUGUAAAUGUUUUAGAUUUUAAGUGUAGCUAAGAACGUAUUGGUUUUACUAAGAUGUUUAUUAUUUUUAUCCUGUGUACAAAAAUUCGACCAUUAAUCAUGCUUAGAUAUAUACGCGUAGUACCAUUUCUAAAAAUAAAUGUUGUCUAGAUGGUAUUUUUGGGAGGUCAUUUUUUGAUUUUCCAAGCGGUUAUGAUAAUAUCUGGAGAAAACCAGGAUAAAACGUAAGAAAAACGGGAAAUUUACAAAAAUAAUGCUUUUCUUAUUUUAAAACUAUUUAUUUGUUGUAAUUCAUUUAAAAAUAUAUAGUUACACCACACCAUUUAUAGUGUAUUAAACAAAUUAUCACUACAAUAUUAUUAUUAUCAAGCCAUUUCCGUAGUAUGAUAAUGAGGAAUAAUGGAAUUUCUAAAAUUAAAAUUUGUACAUAAUAAUGUGAUAUGUGUUUUUUUAUCUGAUUAUUUUUGUUUUUGAAUAUAAUUAGCAUAUAAAUAUAAUAUUUUUAAAAUUAUUUUUUUUAAAUAUAUAAAUACAUUUGAGAAGACGUCAUAAAUUGAUAAAUUCAAAAAGAAUUUAAAGGAAUUCUUAAAAUGAUUUAUUUAAUCGUCUGAAUCGUUCAUUCGAACUAAUUCUUUUGUGAACUGCACAUCUUUACAAUACGCUAAGAUAUUUAAAAUAGACUAUAAUAUUGUCAUUAUAUUAUAAUUACUAGAUUUUUAACAGACUUCUUCCGUAUCUUUAUUCCCUCAAUAUUCUAAAUGUAUUUUCUCUUCUCCUGUAUCUUACUUACUCCUAUAUCCUACCCGACAAGCUUUAACCAGCAGCUCGUGCAUAAUAAAAUAACACCAAAAAUUGAAAAAUAACAGUAAAAAUCUAAAAUACUUCAAGUAUGGAAAAAAAAGUAGUAUACGCUUUUAUAUAUGGAGUCUAGUGCAUACAUUCUUUUAAGGCCCUGCUAAAAGAGUUAUGCCCCGGACCCCACAAAUUGUAAGAACUGUUCCGUUCAUUGAUUCAUUAAGUUAAAUACCAUAAUUACAAUAUAAUUAUUUUUUAUUUUUAAUACAUUCGUGUCUAUGAUUUAAAUAUUUUACAACGCAAACGUCGUAUUCUGAAACGAUGUUAUCUAUUUUUAAUAAAUCGCGAUAAUGUUCCUUGCAUUAUUUUUUAGUAGAACAUUAAUUUUAUUUUCUCAUCAUUUUUAGGCGUACGGCUGCUGCUGGUAAAUAUACGUAUACGAGUACACGAAAAGUUGAAAAUUAAACACACGUGACUUUACGCAUUCUUACCCGUGUCGUGGUACUCGAUUCGGAACCGUUUUCUCUGCAAUAAGUAUAUUACUGCAGCAGUCUUUUUCUUCUUCCGUAGAGAUAUUCGCCUACUUUUAUAUCAUUACACGCGCAAGUGGAAUCGGUUACCUACACUCUUAAGUAAUAUUAUUCUCGUAUUUCAUUCACUGGGUAUUAUUAUACGAGUGUAUCGUUUAUAAACCUGCGAAAAUUCACACCAUGAAACCGACGAAACACUUCUCUUAUUACGGUGAGUAUAUUACUUAUUUACCUAAUACUUUUAUUUUGCCUAUAAAUCGGCCACAUUAUACACUGUGUACACUGUAUGGAGUGCAACUUUUAAUAGCUUAAUUGGUAAAGUUAAGGAAAUACAGGAUGGCUGUACAUAUAUAAAACUCAAGAUUUUAAUUUGUUUUACCUGUUAUUUAUUUAGAGUUGCCUCAAGAGAUUACAAUUUUAAGAUUUUAGGUGAAAAUUUACAUUUUUUUAUUUAUGUAGGGAAUCGUUACACACAAUGAUGGUAGAAUGGUUGUAGUAUUUAAAGUUAUCGAUAUAUCUUUACUGAUAUUGGUAAAUUGAUAAAUGGUUAUAACAGAACAAAUAAAUACUAUUGAGGGGUGUGAAAAAAUAGAAAACAAAAACUACUGUGUGUAAUAUUAUAGCGAUGAAAGAGAUGCAGCCAGCGAAGUGAUUCGAAAUGUUAACUUUUGCUACACCCUAUAUAAUAUAUAUUAUGUUGUUAUUAUAAUUAUUAUCACCAGACGGUGUCAUAUCUCGGCAUGUAUAAAACUGUGACAAAGAAUUUUUUUUUGGUCUCAUGCCCUCUUGAAUUGAACGUCGUUAUUUCUUUUCUCUUGGCUUGGAUUUAAUAUUAUUAUACUGUUGCAGUAUAAUACACGUAAUAAUAAUAAUCAGUAUGAGCUCAAUAAUUUCUUAACUAAAAUAUUUUUUUUUAGUAUACCGAAGUAAUAAUGUCCGAGAGACGAUUUUGUAAACAAUAUUAUGCAUUAUAUAAUCUAAGUAGAUAAUAUUACAUACAAUUAUUUGUGUGAUGUAUAGUUUGUUCAUAUAGCAGGAUUUAACUUAAAAUCUAAAUUUAAAGUGAAUGAUUCGAUGACAUUUUCUUUAAAAUUGUUUUUUUAAAUUUCUGUGAGGGAGGAGUAAAGGAUCGAUCGCCCCCCUCCCCUUGUGCCACUGUUUUUAUUUAAUUUUUUUAAAUUCUAAUAUCACCGUACUAGUAAUAUGUAUUUAAGAUACACUAAAUAAUGAAAAAUUUUAGUAGGUUUUCAGCGUUAUGCAGGCGUAUUCUCCCUAGAUUUUUAUCCAGUUAUACUACUGCUACAAUAGAUAAAGAUAUUGUCAUCAGACCUCUCCUGCGCAGGGCUGAAAGUAACACAAAAUUACAAAAGGUACUGCGUGAUCUUUAAGUAUUCCUCGAAUCUAGUAUCUUUUUAAAUAGAUUAUGUUAAAGAGGACACCUUUUAAUAAGCACGAUCUGAGAUAUAUGUCCCUUAUCACUUUAGUCCCUGGACCUGUGAGUUUAUUCGAUUUUCUUUACAUGAAAAUACAUAUAUGUAUGUAUUCAAAUACAAAAUUUAUCCUUAACGAAUAAAUACAACUAACAACAAUCAAAAUUUAAAAUAGCUUGUUAAAAUAUAAUAUAUUCAACAAUUUCCUUUUCUAGCCGUUUACAGUGCAUAUUAUAUGAAAAUACCGUUAUUGAUCAAAGUGAAAAAAGGCUUAAGUGAAUUUUCAAUUAUAUAACAAGUAAUUAAAUUUUGGAAAUUGCUGAAUAAAAUAAGGCAUAAUUACUGAACGGCUAAAUUGCUAAAUAGUCUAACUUAAGUAAGGCAUUAUAAUAAUAUAUUGUUAGUAAUAAUAGUUUAUAAAUAUAUGACGCAUGUUUUUUUACCAAACAAAAAGUAUAUAAUAGUGACUUAAGAUAUAUUGAUAUGCAGCAUAAGAUUUGUUAGAAUAAUUAACAAUUAUGAUAUUAAGGGGAAAAAAUUGCAUAAAUAUACGUGUAUAAAAUAAAAUUAUUAAAAAAAUACCAAACAUUGACUUAAGCUCCUCUUUCCUGGGACUAAAGAUAUUACAGCCGGCGAUGCAAUUAAUAAUUCGCUACUUGGAUGAAAUAUCGCCAAAAGUUUUCAUUUACUGUACAGUAUUUCACUAAAUCUAUUCGAUAACCAGUAACUGUAGACCGUUAAUGUACGAAUAGUUAUUAAUAUUUGUUUGGCAAUUUCGGCAACCUAGUUGUCUAAAAGUACAUUCGGUUAUCAAACAAUUGUAACAGUAAAUUAUCCAUCCAAAACAGUUUGUUCACUAAAUUAUUAUAAUUUCUUGGUAGUAACUAUAGUACCGCCAAAUUACGACUAUUAUCGCGUUGUAUAUAAUUGAAUUAUUAUACAAAACGCCCAGACAUUGACUCGUGUUGCAAUUAACUGUUACAGUUAUUUGUUUUAUUUUUUUUUUUAUUAUUUAUAUUUGAGGAAAAAAAAUAUUACAUUUAUAUUACGACAUAAUAAUAACGUAGUGUAUUAUAUAAUAAUAUAAUAAUAUAUACUUACAAUCUCUGUAAAAAUAUACAUUUUAAAUUUAUCUCAUCGUAUAGUACUAUAGUAUUAUACCUAUACUACUAUAUUAUUUUUUAAGUGCAUUUUGGACGCUAUCGCGGGUUGAAGAUACAACAAUAUCAUAUUAUAUCGAAUAAAUAAUGUAUAGUAAAUAUGUAUAUAUAUUAUACCAACGGAUGUUUACACUGUAAUACAUAUAUAAAUAGUAUUACACAACGUCUCGGACAGAUAAAUACAGUAAAUAUUAUUAUCGCGCUCGUCGAUUAUCGCAAAAAAUUGUAAAAAAAAUAAAAUUGUUUACAUCUGCAUUGAGUGUAAGCAGGGCCGGAUUUAGGAAUGUGGAGGCCCUGGGCUCACCUUAGAAGUAUAUAUUUUCGAUAACAUAUAUUUAAUAUUGUAAUAUAUUAUUAAAACUUUAUAAGUGAAUUUAAUUUAAUAAUAGGUAUAUUAACAUUUACCGAAAAACAAUAUUUAAUUAUAAAUAAAAUUAUGGUUUAAAAAUAUUUAUAUUAUAAUGCCAAAAUAAUAAUAACAAAAAAAAAAUGUAAUACAAUAAGAGUAGGUAGUAAAUUAUGUUCAUUAAAUAUAUAUUUACUAACUAGUACUGUCACUAUAUAUUUAUAUCGUAUAUCUACAUAUUACAUAGUCUAUAAUAAUAAUAUUAAUAUAAUACUAAAUAGUAUAUAAUUAAUAAUAAUUUUUAUUAUAUUGCAACUUUGCGAGAUUUCGUCGUUGCAAAUUUUUCAACUACUUGAGAAAAAUCCAAUGCUUUAAGUAUUUCACUUUCUAUACUUAAAGUGCAAGGGUUGAUAGUCGACUUUGUGUCAUCGAAGUUCGUAGUCGAUUUUUUAUCAACUUCAUUUUUGAAAACGAUCGUUCCCCACUGCAGUUAGNUAUAAAAAUAUUUCCCAUUGCUCAUUAUCUUUACGCGUUUCUACAUAUAUUUUGACAAAUGAACUGAACUGUAUGAAUUCAUUACCAAGUGAAGAUUUCAAAUCAUUGGGGUAAAUGCUAACAAGAUAAUUUGCAGCAGAUUGUAGCUCAGAAGUUUCUAAUUUUUCAAAUGUAUUUAAAAAACCAAAACGUUGACAAAUUGUUUCGUAAGCAGUUACUCUUUCGGUUAAUGAUACUGUCAAUUGAUCAAUUACUGAUAUGAAGCUUUCUGAUCUGAAUUUUUCUCUUGGUAAUAACUGAGUUGAGGCUGUUUGAUUAUUAUUUAAUGAACUGAGUCUAACAUUUUUUUUCCGAUUAUGAAUUGGCGCAUAAUCUUUUAAUCCUGACAUGUCUUUUGCCUUUUCUUUGUAUACUUCAUAUUUGUUUCGUAUUUCUCGAACAAAUGAUAAAAGUGAAUUAAGAGCAUUUACAGCAGUUUGAAGAACUAUUUUUGGGUCUUGUAAAAUAUGAUUUGUUGAAUCAAACCUCUCUAAAAUAUCAUUCCAAAAAAUUGCAUAAAAUGCCACUUCAAAUUGACACAUUGAUUCGUAAAGUUUUUUAGAUUGGAUAUUAACAAUGUCUUUUUGAUCAAGAUCGUUUGAAAUUUCUACCAAAGCUUCUUUUAUAUAAUCAUAACCAAAUACAACAGCUUUUGUUGCGUCUGCCCGAUAUGACCAACGGGUUUCGUUCAAAUUCUUUAAAACGUAAACACGUUUAUUUUUUAUCUAUGCAACCUUUUUUUUUUUAAAAAAAAAGUGCAUAACGUGCAUAACAUCAAUGUUAAAUAUAAUCUUUAUCUACGUUAUUGCAUGUUUUUAUAUAAAACCUAUUCGGCACGUAUUUAUCAACAGCGGUCGGGCGGCUUGCUAUACAAAUAAUAUGUGUUUAUUUAUAACUGAUUGUCUCAAAAUUUAAAACCAUAUCAAAUUAGAAAUAUUAUUUAGUUGGCCUUAUCGCUUAUCCUACUCUACGAGACAUAAUAAUCUAUUUUAAAUUACUUUAAUCAUUUUACUAUAUAAAAUAUNAACAUUAUACAUUAUACAUUACACUUGGAUGCAAAAAAGUCCCAUUAAGUGGGGGGCCCUCAUUUUGUGGAGGCCCGGGGUCCAGGGCCCCCUGGGCCCCCCUUAAUCCGGCCCUGAGUGUAAGUAUAUUAUAAUAAUAUACGAUUCUUCUUUCGUACGUAUAAUACUAUAAUGCUUAAUGUAUACUUUUGAUCAGGUUUUUAUUUUUUCUUAUAUUAUGCAAAUUAUUUUUAUUAUCUUUGAAAAGAUGAAAAUAAUAUUUGUAUAUUCAUUCCGGUUUCAAAUGAGUGGUUUUUAAAUCGUUUUAUUUGUUUUCGCGAGUCGCGGUUCAAACCCGAAAAAUCAUCGCCGCCAUGUAUAUAAUAUGAACAAUUUCGUUAAAAGGACAUGAUUAUUAAUAUAUUUUUUUUAAAACUUAUUACAAAAAACUACCGUCCUAUAAUUUAUACCAUACAACUAUUUUGCUUCGAAAUAUUAGAAACAACAUAUCGUCCCGUGUACCAGAUUUAUAUAUAUUUUAUUUGAAUAUGUGUGGACUGUAGGUAAUUAGGUAUGCCCUCAUCGAUAAAUAUCAAUCUGUGGUCGGAUUACAGCUUGGAUUUUCGAUUUUCGAACCGUUUGUAUUGCUCGGUAUGUAAAACAUCAAACAUCAAUCAUUAUAAAUAUUUCUAGUGCAAGUUACAUAAAUUAUUAUAUUUUAUCUAAUAAAAUGGGUCUCUGUAGCAGUUAGCUAGUUAACGUGUGCUGUGAGCCAAAUCCAAAACGUGGUCAUAUUAUACUUGAUAACGAUAUAAAUAUUUUAUAGUAAUUACUGGACUGAUUUUUAGAUUCUAAAGAGUACAAAGGAGAAUUAAUUUUACAAAAAUGUAUUUUUUUUUUGUCACUGAAAACCUUAAAUCUUUAACUUUAAAUGAUACAGAUUUUUUUGUCUGGUAUUUCAUUUGAACAUUUCAAAUUUUCUAAAACUUUUUACAUACAAUUCUUUUUUAUGUUUUUUAUUGCUCUAUUUUUUUCACUCAUUAUCUACCUACCUCAACAAAUGCAGAAAUUGUAAAGUACGUUCUAUGUUAUUUGCAAACAUUUUUCAAAAUGGUCAGUUUUUCAUCCCUUAGCACUUUUUUUGUUGGUUUCUUCAGUGUCGCAAGCAUAGAUAAAGUUAUAAUCUGUUCCAAAAUUUGUUGUUUUUUUUAUAAAUUAUACUUAGUACAAUGUAUUUGCAUAAUUUGAGUAAAGGUACAAUUUCAGAGAUUUCCUUGUAAUUUUAAACAACUCACUUCACUAGUAAGUUAUCAUCUCGAAAAGCUAUCCAGAAAUUUGUUCAAAAUCAGCCCCCAAAAUAAAUUGUGUGUACUACGAUACACCUUCUGUAAUACGAAAAGUGAAGUGUGUUAUUCAAAUUAAACCUUUAUAAUAUUAUGUAUGAUUUUAUAGCUUCACAUUUUUUGUUUUUAUUUUAAUGAUUUUUUGUCAAACUACAUUUUAAAUAUUAUCUAUAUUAUAGAUAGGCACACAGUAAACUAUAUUUUGUGUUGUUAUUUAUUUGUUAUUAGUAUUCAAUGUUAAAUUGUGUAGCUAUUUUUAUUUUUAUCAGCUUGGUCGGUAGUAAACGAUGGUGGUAGCAUACUAGUGUUUAUCUAGGAAUAACCCGCAUACGACACUGCUAUAGCCGUCACUGUUGGUAUUAUUAUUAGGGUUCGGAUGUUUAUGAAAUUGCAUAUUUUUUCUGUUUGUCUAAUUCAAUGCUGACCCGGAUACAAAUUUGAUUUUUGUUCUACUGAAUCAAAUAAUACUAUUUUUACUUUACAUAUUUUUACAUAUUUUAUGGUUUUGUAUUUUAAAUGCAUAUUUUGAGAUUUUAAGAAUAUAAAUGCAUAAUUCAGUACAUUUCCGAACUUUUUUAAAAACAAUAUAAAUCAAUAACGAAAUAUAAAGCAAAAAAGCAUAAACCCAACUAAGGGGUUACUAGGGGGUCUUUAGCACUCUCAAAAAUACCUAAUGUGUUUUUUUAUAGUAUCGGCUAAAUCUGUAAGCAACGAUAAACCAUUGCUAACGAAAAAAACGAUUCUGAGCUUAAUAAUAUUGCUUUGUCAACAAUACAAUAUAUAGUAUUAUGUCAUAUUAUGGUAAAAUGAUUAAAACAACGUGCGUUUCCAUGAUAACAAUGAUAGUAAAUAUAUAUAAAAUAAAUAUAGAUAUAUAUAUAUAUAAAAUAAUAAAAACUUAAUAAUAACAAAAAAUAAAUAAAACCGGUAACCAAUGAUAACUUUAUUUUUAAUCUUUCAAUUUGUUUUUAACCUAAUGACCAAGGUUUUCAUCAUUAUCUCGAAUAUUAAUGAGAAUUUCAAAAAAAACCCUGUACAAAGUACUACCUAGAGAAAAUUUCCUUUCAAAAAAGGUGCUGUAUAUGAUAAUCGAAGUAUGAUUUCUGGUAGUAAAAGAGUUCACAUAAAGAAAAAAAAAUAAACAUCAUUGUAAAACCAAUACAUUCCUCGUUUCACUCAGAAUCUAAAAUAAUUACUAAACAAAUUACAAACAAAAAUAAAAUACUUAGAGUGAAAUCAAUUUUUUUAUUGCAUAUUUUGGUUUUUUAAUUUUUAGUGCAUAAUUUGAUUACAUAUUUGGUAAUUUUAUAGUUCAUAAAUGCAUACAUAUUGCAGUUAUUUUAAGUGCAUAAACAUCCGAACCCUAAUUAUUAUUGUAACUUAAUAUUAACCAAAUACUAUACAAUAUAUUUUAGUCGCAGCUAUUUUUGUACGUCUAUACGGUCAUGCUAUUAUCGCUAUUCUGAUAUUUUCUUAUAGUUAACUAAUUUAGAUUUAAGUAAUAGUUUUUUUUAUUUCUACGUUUUAUACCACGAACUUAACAAUGGACACAUUUCUAAUAAAAUUAAAUGGCAACUACUACCUUAUUGUAAGAUCCAAUAUCGUGGUACCUCUAUUUAAUAAACUUCUAUUAACGAAACUCUAUAUAACAAUUGCUUUAUAGAAUCAUACAUUUGUCAUUCAAAAACGUUUCUACUAAUCAAAAACUUCUAUUUAACGAAUUAAUUUUGUGUUAUUUUUCUAUAACAUAUUUAAACAAUUUUUGUUACAUAUUUAUAAAAUAGGCACACACUUAUCCAUCAGAUUUAUUUAAAUAAAUAAAUUAGUUUAAACAACUUAUUAAAAUAUAUUUAUACACAUUGUUAAUUUAUAUUAAGCGUUAUUGAUUGAAGAAGGAAGUCCAUAAGCAUUAGUGAUAGUUUUCAAAGCUUUGAUUUUUUAUUUAGAUUUGUCCGAUUUAGAAAUAUAUGUGUAGUACGAAAAUUUAAAUAUUUUAGGGGCUGUUUUGUUGAAAUUCAUAAGUCUCCCUAAAACAAAUUCUGGUUGAUCCAUUGGAUUUCUUUGGCCACAAGGAAAAAAACACGACUAAUAUUAUACUCCACUCAGAAUGAUUUUUCGUUUGUAAUGGUUUACCGUUACAUAUACCAGUAUAACAACUAUAUCACCCUAUAUGUCCUACCUUCCCAACCACCCACCUAUAACAGUGGUGAGCAGUAUCGACUUUUUUUUUUCAAAAAUUGUUUACACCCACAUUAUGCCGUUCAUUAUAGUAAGUCGUACAACUAUACACUAAUUUAUUUAUAUAGUAUGUUUCUCCGUAUACUCGUAUAUAUAUGUAGGUACAUCAGUAUAACCUAACAAUCAACAGGCUAUUAUAUUAUUAUUAUAAGUAUGCGUAUCGUACUUAUCACAGACUUUUUUUGUAAAAAUUAUUUUUUUAUUAGGUAUAAACAGUAAUUUGUUUAUUAUAAUACACUUUUUAAAUAUUGCUUGUUAGAAUUAAUUAAUUAAUUAAUUAUUACUAUUAUUAUUAUUAUUUCAAGAAUAGUAGACAAGUUUAUUUAAACCUCUGGGAAAAUAUCGCAAAUGCCACUGCGUGUUUUCGAAUAUAAAUAUAAUUUGUAUAUUAUGAAAAUAGCGGCGGAUGUGUAUGUUUUCAACAACUUUCAGGAAAACGAGUUUAAAGUUGAUUCAUUUUAGGAUAUACAAUAAAAAAUCAAAUUUUUAAUGGAGUUCAUUCGUUUUUUUUAUGUAUAUAUAAUGUAUAAAUUCAUUUUCAAAAGGUAGUGAAAAUUACAGAUAUUACAGUAAAAUUAAUCGUUUUCACCACAUCAUAUAUUUUAGUUUAAACUACACGAAUACAUCAAUAAAAUAAAUUUUUAAAAGACUAAUGGGAAGUUGGAAGAGUGGAUACAUUGAGUACCCCAUUUAAUUUAUACAUUUAUACACUGCAACGAUAAACCAUAGCUAUGAAAAACGAGCAGAGUUUUUCUCUCCCUUGUUUCCAUAGUAACCCAAAAAUAAACAAAAAUUAUACAACAAAUUUCUAGUUUUUUCGAUUUAUUAAGAAAACUUCAAAGGAAACAAAAAAUAAUUGGCGCAUUUCGCUACCCGCAAUGUACCAAUAAUGUCAAAAAUGCUACAAGAAAGUUUCUGUACAGUUUUCGAUUGAAAAUAAAAGUAGAAUUUAAUGUAGUAACUUUUCUUUAUACGAAUUUUAAUAUCAAAUUUUGACAAUAAUUAUAAAUAUUACGGUCUUUCAAAACACGUGUAAUCGAACUUCUCUCCGAAUCAUUUUUCGUAACCAAUAAUUCGUCGUUGUUUAAGGAUAUAAAUUUAAAACUUAAUGUAUCCUAUCUUCUAAACUACCCAUUUACAAGAGUAACACACCUGUCCCCAGUAUCAGCACUUCUUAUUUUUUUUGGAAAAUCUAUUAAAACCCAUUUCUUGGACCCGUUAUUUUACCGCAAUCAUUUUACACGGAUACCUAGUAUGCAUAUUGUUCUGAUAAGUUGGCCCGAAUGCAUCGUUUGGUAAUAAUAUCAUAGCAUACGUGAUUUAUUUAAUAAAUGAUUCUCAUUAUAAAUUAAUAUUCGAACUAGAACGUUCGAAUAUUAAUUGUGAUUGAUUGUGGUGUAUAAAUUGAAUAGUACAACAAAUGCGUACAUGUAUGUAUUGUAUAUGUAUAACUAUUGAUUUUAUAAUAUAUACUAAUAUAUUAUAAAAUCCAUAGUAUAAACUUAAACUUAAGGGAAAUAAUAUAUGAUCAAAAUAUCUUCCCCUGAUCUCUUAAUCACUUAACUCGUUAAAUUUUAACAUAAUAUAAUCAAGAAUAUGUUACACAAUACAGUUAGUAAAAUAUAAACAUUUUAUUAUAUUAUACUAGUUGAAUUACCCGGCAACUAUUUCCCUAUUAUUCUCAUCACAGUCAAUAGUGUGCUAGGUAAUAUUUAUCUUUUAAAAAUGAUAUUUCUUUGUUCGUGAAAAAUUAAAUAAAUAUAAUAACUGUUUUUUCCAUAUUGCCAAGAUAAUCCAUAAAAAAAAAAGGUUAAAAAUAAAAAUAAAACACUGUAUCAGCAACUCUAUAGAAUUUAGGGAUUGAAUUUCCAGAUGAAAAGUAGAAAUUGAAAGUUUUAAAUUAAGUAAUUCGUAAUUAUCGCAUUUUACGACGGUCUAUCAUAUAUUAAUGGUAUUAUAUAUAAUAAAGGUAUUAUAUAUUAAAGAUAUUUAAAAAUGUAUAUGAAAUUUCGAUCGUAAUAACAUACGUAAUUUCGAAUAUACCAAAAAAACCGUAAAGGCCAAAAUUGAUUAGGAGAAUCAAUCCAAUCCGAAUUUAGUCUCAUAAACAGUGGUUGCUGAAUCCUGAAUAAGACAUUUUUAUUUUACCGCACACGCGCGCACAAUAAAUGGUCAAAAAUUGGAAUUUAUCGACAAAAAAAAAAAAGUGAAUUUAUAUGUCCUGUUUGCAGUAAAAUAAAAAAAACCCCUAAGCAAAUUCAAUGGCAUGCGUUCGAAUUAUGUUUACCUGUUGCCUUUAGAAAUGAACGGGGCGUAACGACGACACGCGUUUUCGUGAAUAAAAUAUUAUAAUAAUAUCUAAACUUCCGAAAAAACGGAGGUUACGGUUAUUGUUUAUUUUACAAUAAUGUACAGGUAUAGUACCGCGUAAUAUACACGGUUAUACGAAAUAACCGACUCGCUAUUAUACAUUAUUAGGUGCAUACAGCUGGUACAUAAUACAAUAAUAUAGGCGAUCAACCUAUUCGUCGUGUUUGUAUAAUAGUCAAUAAUUAUUAGUGCACGGGUAUAACACUGUAUUAUCGCUAUUGUGUGUAUAAGAAUGUACGGUUUGCGAAUAUUUUAAUAUUAUAGCUACACGAAUAAUAGCGGCGAACGGGUUUAGUGUUUGUAAGGGACACCGCUUGCUCCUUAUAGAAAAUAAUACAGUUUUCUCCGCGGGCAUCUAUAUACACGUCGGUGUACACGAAUCUAGGUCAUGCAUGCAGAUGAGACUAAUACUGUCGCGUGACGUGGGUUUUUUCCGUGUAAGUGCAUCAAAAUUCAAUAAUAUAAUUUUCAAUACGCACGAAAUUCGUAAUUCCGCCGUAUAAUACGUCAACGACAAGGCGACGCCCGCGCGAUUUCUCCACGAGCGUACAUAGUCCACAAACGUAUCGGGCAGGUGGGUACAGCAGUUAUUAUAGGUAGGUGUUUGUUUUUUCGUCGUCGCGGUCUUUCAUUUUGUUUUUUUUUUCUUGUAAAAAUUUACAUAAGAACAGGUAUAUUUGAAUAAUUACGCAGUUUUCAAAAUUAAAAUAAUACGCGAGUCCUUAGAAAAAAAAAAAAACCGAAAUUAGGUAUAUUGAAUAUACUCAAUGAGCGAAACUCGUAAAAAAAAAUUACACUUAUUAUUGGCACUUGUUUUAAAAAGACACCUCAACUAAAAAUACCUACAAUAUAUUAUUCUAAAACGACCGUGACUAAUAAAGAUUUCUUUUUCGAUAUUCCGUGGCAUUGCGUGUGACGGUGGGAGCCAGGGAGGAGGAGUUACUCUUAACUAAUAUUUUUAAUAGCAGCGAGGAGAAAAUUUUGUAAUAUUAGAUUCUGAGCGGAGCGAGGGACCCCUGGUUUUCCCUAUUUGUGCUGCUACCUUUGCGUCAAUUUAUCUUACGCGGACUGUAAGUAUAAAACAGCUUUUACUGUAAGUAAAAUAACUUUGUAUACAUUUUGACUAACCGAUAACAAUUAUAAAUGUACCUAUAAAUAAUAAUAAAAGCUAUAGUUAAAUAGGUGUAAAUUAUAAUACGAAAAUGUACUUGUCUAAACUUCAGAAUCUUCUAUAUAUAAUCCAAAUAGACUGAUACGUAGUACUAUGCACUAUGUAUAUGCCAAUUGCUAAAUGACAACGGAAAGCCAAAAACAGAAAGUAGUGACUCAAUAAAAAAUAAUUAAAUAUGACGUCUGUGUUCGAUAACCGAGUACAAUAAACUUGUAGGUACUAUUAUUAAUAUUUAUAUUAACUGAUGAAGUCAGUUUCGAGUGAAUCACAAAAAUAAUAUUCAAAUUUCAAAAUAAACACUAUUGAUAGUGGUUAGUCAAUAACGCGGCCACGCGACGUUUCUUGUGAAUAAGGUGAACAUCUCCACAGCACUGAUUUAAACAUAUUAUUUUAUUUUUAUUAACUUUGAAUAUUUGUGUGUUUAUGUGUAUUAUAUAAUAGCAGUAUUUUUCAUCGACUCAUUGUCGUCAAUUUAAGUAGCGAUCCACUGGAAAAAUAGGCCUAUCCACCCUUCCAGUACUUGUCCCACGAAAACAAUGCUUGGAUGUGAAAUUGUGUCAUAUUAAACCUUUUUUAGGGUAGUUUGGUACCACUCACAAAAAUUGCUAGUUUUUCCCAUUUAUUAAAAUAACUACUUGGAAAAUUAAAAACGAACUCUCUAAUGUACCAACUAGUUAAAAAUGCUAAAAGAAAGUUCUUAUACAAUUUUUGACUGAAGUAAGAUUUCUGGUAUAAAAAAAUUGAUUUUUAGACACAAAAAUUCAAAUAAAAACCAAUAAAUAUUUCUCUCUUCAUUCAGAAUACUAAAUAUAUUUGUUUAGUUUUUGUGUACGAUUGACGGGAAUGUCAAUAAAAUGUUUGACACUUAAAAGCGCAUUAACUUUACUACAUUUUUUUUCAAUUCGCCAGUUUCCAUUAUAAGUGGGCGUUGUGAUAUUCGAUUACAAAAAAUGUUUAAGGCAUGUUUAUCUCGCACGCUCGAGCCAUAUCUAUAGUAGAACUAUUACCGAAUUUUUACGACAUAUAAAAAAUAAUUGUGUCUGCGUUUAUUAUUUAUUAUUUCGAUAAAAAAUCUACCAGAAGAAAUCAUUCAAAACGCUUGCUCCAAUCAUAAAACCGAUAAGAGUUUCUUUGUCGUAAAUUUUGUUUAAUUGCUGGACAGUGACGUAGAAGUCUUGUGAGGGAAUAAACAAUUUUUGAAAAUUGUAUAGAAAGGGAGGUAUAAACUUAUAAGCUUAUAUAAAAUGUUUUAAAGAUAGAGGGGUUAAGGUUUAGAAAAAAAAGAUCAUAACAAGUGUAUUAUAAUUGUCUUCAAUUUUGAUAAGAAAAUUAAGAGGUAAUUGGUAAAUAUAAUAACUGGAUGCAGAUAUGAAUAACAAACACAUUAUACAAUUUAUAAUAAGAAUAACACAUAUACUCUUUUUGGCUUUAGAGCCAUUUCAUUCAGUACCUACGUACUUUUGAUAUAUUCAAUUGGUAUAUUAUUAUAGAUUACCAGCAUAGCAUUACAUAGCUUUAAAUUAACACAAUAUUUAGUUGUUACUGUUGUUAGGUAUAAUUAAUGUAAUGUUUGUAUAAUACUAUUAUAGUUAUGUUUGUAUUAUAAUUUUCAAUUAUAAAUAUACCUGACAUCGUAUCUCAUAAAUAUGUUUUGAUUUUUCUUUAAGUAGAGAACAUGUGUUCAUAAGUAGUAUAGUCGAUACGGGUAAUGUCAAAGCCGACCUGUCUAAUUUUAUUAUUUUAAAUUUUGUUUUUUAAUGUGAUUUAGUUUGAAUAUUCGUAUAUAAUGUUGGCAGAAAAUUUAUACUGGUUUUUUUCUAGACGUGAUGAAAUUUUCAAAAUAUUUCAGCUAUUUAUAGACAUUUUAAUUUUAUGAGUCUCUUACAUAAUUUGUAUUUGGUACCUAGGUACUCUGUGGAUAAAAUUUUUAUACCAAACAGAAAUGCUUGAAAAUUUGACAGGAGGUUCUUCGAAUGGUUCUUCGUUAGCAAUGGUUUAUCAUUAGUUACAGGUAUAAAUUAAAUAACUUUAUUGCAGGGAUCCCGUGUAUAGGGGAGCUCUGAGACUGCAUCCCCCCUCCGUGAGCUUGAUAAGACGGAGCUCAGCCCCCUACGGUACUCAUAUUAUAGAAAAAAAUAAAUAUUUAUCAUAUACUUUCUCAAAAUAUUAAUUUUAUUUGUAACAAAUUAAUUGAGAAAGAUAAGUUUUUUUUUUUUUUAUAUUGACAGCAUAGAAAAAGUGUAGAUUUUGGUAAUCAACCAGGUUCUUUGUUAACUGGAGUCUGGUGUCGAGCAUUUUUUUAUUUUUGUCUUGUGAUUUUUCAUAAUGCUAAUGUUAUUAAAAUGUUAUUAAAAUUAAAUAACUUAUGACAUACAAAACAACAAAUAACUAUAUUUUAGUAAUUGUUUUAAGAAUAAUUUAAGGAAUAUAAAAAUAGGAAAUAUAUGGUAAGAUUUAAGUAAAACUGUGCAUGUGUUUAUAAAAUAGUAAGUCCCCCAUGACAUUUUCAUAACUUGGUGUUUCUGACUUUAUAUAACGCACGUUCCCAACUAUUCACCUACGAAAGUGACCACACCCAAAAAUAAUCGUAGAGACCUAAAUUGUCCACUGGAUAUUAGUCUUUUCUAGACGUAUUAAAAUUUUCAAAACUAUCGUGUAUUGUUAGGUUUGUUUAAGCCAUUGAGAAGGGAUAUAACCCUUUAUUCCCCCCCCCUCGUACAUUUCACUGUAGGGACUAAAUACACUUUUUAGGAUAUUGGUCUGCUCUAACGUUUGGUUUUACACAAUUUGUAGUUUUAAAUUAAAAUGUGUAGUUUUAAAUGAAAUGUGCAAUUCUUAAAACCAUAUUAAAAACAAAUAUUUUUUUCAGUUCUAAUUAAAAGAAAUAAAGGUUAAAAUCAUUAAAAGUAUUUUGAUGGUAGGUACGUGUUUCCUGAAGUCAUCUUGGAAAAUAAAAAUUCAUAUUGAUGGCGGAAUCCGUCGGUGGUUCGAAAGAGGUUUUUUUUUUCGCAUUUGAAAAUAACCGUUUCAGUUUUGCCGAUGGCGUCCCCAGCUGCUGUAGCUGUCAAUUGCGCCCCGCACGCUGUUGGUCGCGGCGGCGGUGGUGGAGCGGUGUUUAUUCGCGAUUGGACGGCGGGACUGCGGUGGUCACACUGUCCGUGUCGGCGGUGGGUUCGGUUGGCGGUAAUGAUACGGCACGCGCAUUUUCUCCAUUCGAAACCCAACGACCGUAACAAUAACAUAGAAUAUAGAUAAUAGAAUAAUAGACAAGGAAAGAAAUCCUAUACUAGUCUUAUACACAUUGUUGUUGAUUUGUUAACGUUAUUUGAUAUGGUACAACUCAAUCUCCCGUGUAAAAUGUAAUAAGGAAUAGAUGAUAUCUAUUGAUUAGAACCUUCGUGGCCCAUUCGAUAUUUAAUAUUUAUAAUCUAUGAGCAAAGGACCGUACACCACCGCGACACGACGUCAUCAUCUCCGCCCGUCACUCACCCCCGACAACGUUACCGUUUACCGAUCGCGCGAGUUCACCACCCGCGUCGCCGAGGCGCCGACACCCCACUCGCGCGAAACUUUUUAUACGCAGACUACCUAGUACCUAUGCAAUUAAAAUUUCCCCUCGGCACCACUAUAUAAUUUACAACCCUAUACGGCCGAGUCGGGGAUAUAGAGGAUACCCGCCCAUUAUAUUCUGUACGAAAUGAACGUCCGGCGCCGGUCGUUAAAAAUAGUGUCGGAUACGAAGAAAAUGCCGUUGGCGGAUCACCGUCGUGAAAAAAAAAAACAUUAACGAUAUUAUGUCACCCGGUCGCCCGGCGGUCAGACGACGCACCACCGUUGCCGUCACCGUCACCGCCGCCGCCGCCGCCGCCGCCGCCACAACUAUUACAAUAUCAGUGGAUCGCGUCGCGCGCCCCGUUCGCGGCCGACGAAUGCAAUUCGAACUGUCGCCGCCACAGGCCCGCUGCCCGUAGUAGACAGUAGUCGCCGCCGGUCGUAGUGGUUCGCUCGUCUCGUAGUGUGCCGUCGAAGCGACGUGGUCAAGCGGCACGUACUCGAGUUAUCGAACGCGAAUGUUUCACGAAACCGUAUAGUAACGACGAUACGACCGCCACGGCGGCGCGCUCCGACAUCGCUCGCUGUUCCACCACACCAUCGCCGGUAAGUGCCUCUACGCGAUUAAUACAAUAAAUCACGGUGUCCGCCAAAAACGACGAUUUCGGACAACCCGACAGUGGUUACGAUUUUUUUUCUUUCUAUUUUUUUUAUGUAAUUUGCGUUUUUUUUUUGCCCAAUUUCUCCGUGACUGGUCAGUUUUCGUGUUACGACGGUUCCCGCAACGAUGUCCCGUCAACGUCGUCCUUAUUUGAUACGAACAGGCCCAAACCUAGUACCAUCUUAGCACGGUCUCGACCGAGUGUCACACAGCCAGUGUCUAUAAAAAUAUAAAACAACACUAUUGGAAUCACUCAGGGGUUCAAUAGUCUUAUAGGCCAUCGAUUUUCAACAUAGCCUUAAGUCGUUUAUGAUAUUUAAAAUAGGUUAGGCGCCAAUUGACUGUUCAUUCAAUGCGCCAGUUUUCAAACUAUAAAUCAUGUACUAGUGACUCGCUGUUAAAGAAAUAAAAUUUAUUAUAGUAGGUAGGUAGGUAUAGAAUGUUCUAAAAUAUUUUUAUAAUUUUAUGAAUUUUUAAUUCAAGCAUCAUUGACCUCUAUAAUGAAAUGCUUUCAUUUUGAUGUUCAAUUGGUUGUUGUAGUUUUCAAAAUUAACCAGCAGCUUUACCCGCUUUAAAAUAACAUUUAUAAUAUACAAUAUUUAUAAAGAAGUUUUUCGGAAUUCCUUUUUGAUCUACGUACAAUAGGUUUAUAUUGCUAGUUGAAUAGAAUAGGCAGUAACAGUAGUUGACAUGUUAAGUAUAAUAUAAUUUCGAACUGUAUUGCGCCUAUAGUAAAUAAGAAUAAUCAAUAUGUCAAAGGCACUUAAUUUUGUUAGUAUAUUAUACACAUGUCUAUGAAUAAAAUAGGGAACAAAUUAUAAAUUCUUGUAUCCUUGGCUUUUGUCCUUCAAACAUAAUAAUUAUUGGUAUACCCUCUUAGAAACUAAGUCAUCAAUAUUGCAAAAGACUCUAAAGCGCCAUAGAGAUAUUAUUAAAACCUUAUUAUUCUUUGUUAUAAGUUAUUGUGGUAAAAUAUUAAUAGUAGUACUCCAGUUUAUUUUAAAAUGUCAGUAUAUACAUUGUAAUUUGACAAUUAUUACUUUAUUUUUAGAACUGUGUUUAUUGACAGGUACCUAUGAUGGCAAUAUUGUUAGCAUAAUAAUAACUACAUUAAUAAGUAGGUAGAUACUAGAUACAUACUACCGAGCAUACUACAUAAUUUGUGUUUUUAAAUUUAAUUUUGCGGUCUAAAUUUGUAUAAGUACUAUAAUAAUAGGUGAGGUGGUUUUUAUACAUUUAAUCUACUCAAAGUAAAUUAUUUUUAGUCUUUCAAAACCAAUAUGGUAUCAUUGGCUACCUCAUUUGAACAGAUGUUAUAAAAACCUUGUGAAAACUGCAAAGGGUUGGAUUUCAAGAUGUGAUUAAAAGGGUCUUUGAUUUUACUACAAAAUUUCUUUAAAAACAAUUAAACAAAAUCCACCUAUUGUUUGUGAGUUUUUAUAUUCAACAAGAUUUGUAAAUAUAUGUAUACAUACCUAUGCAUGUCUUGUCAAAACUAAUAUUCAUUUCUGUGGAAGCACUUCAGUGUGAUAAAAUUUGUCAUUCGUCCCUCUUAUUUGACACUCUGGAUAGAGCUAAUAGACAAAUAAGUCUUAUAAUAUUUAUAUUCAGUAGUUUUCACAAUUAUUGGCUAUAAAUAUUAUUGUAUUCUUAUUUAUUUCUAGGCCAUGGCAUUAUUAAUAUUCAAUUCAUAUACUUAAGACGUGGAACUCCCUCUACUACUCUCAACUAGAAUUUUGGUCAUUAAUAUUUAUAUCCUAUAUAAUACCUUGGUAGUUAUUAGAAUUUUAUAAAUAACUCAAUUGACUACUGAGAAUUAUUUUGUAGUCAUCAGGGACAUAAUAAUAUUUUAAUUUUAACUAAAGUUUAAUAAUAAAAUAAUAAAGUAAAAACAAAAUUAUUAAAAUGGUUAAUACUCAUAAAUAAAUAAAGUAAAUAAAUAUAUUAAUGAAAAAUGUAUAUAUAAAAAUAAAAUAAAUAAAUGAAUCAAUGUGUCGCCUGGAUUAUUAUGAUAAGUGUAUUAUACGGCCGGUUUUAAAUUAAAAAUUCAUCAGGUAUAUCACAGUCAAAAUGUAAAACAUGACUGAAUAUAAAAAAUUAAAUGAAGGAAUAUAUAGAAAAGAAAAAAUUUACAAAUUAGUCAUUUUACAUUGAAUAUAGAAAUAAUUUAUUUUAAUAGGAGAGAUUAUUUAAAAUAAGUCAUAAUUAAACAUAGAUAUUAAGUAAUAUACAUUAUUUGGUUAUUAUUUAUUAUCUAAAAUGUAUUGAUAUAAGAUAUUAUUUUUAAAAUCUAUUGAACGUUUGAAAUAUUAUUACAAUUAUUUUUCUUUAUUUUAUUGUGUAUGUGCAAUUUUUCUAAAACCGAAUUAAUGUAAAUGCUAUUUAGAUUGUUUAAUAUUUUUAAGUCUGUAUACCUAUUUAACAAUUUUGCUUAGGUGCUUAAAAAUUAAAGCCCAUUAUUUCAUUCAUAAUAUAAUAGAUAUCUAUUUAUUAAUAAUGCCAAAUUACUUUGUUUUAUUUUCACAUAAGUUAAUUUAUUUUUGAAAAACUCCAAAUUUAUUUGCAUAUUUAAAACAUUCUAAUGUUGUUAUAGUUUUACAAGAAUAUAGCAAGUAUUUGUACUUAAUGACUUAUAGUAAAUUAUAUGAAAUUAAUUCUAUAUGUAACAUUCAUAUUAGGUGUUAUCAGUAGUGUACCUAGGAAUUUUCAAUAAGAGGUGAUGUAGCAAAUAAGAACCGUAAAAUCUUCUUUGUAUCAUCUUCUCUAAUCAAUUUGACUAUUGGAAUUGGUAUAUGGAAGCAGGGUCCUAAAAAAAAAGCCAAUUUCUAAUCAAUAUAUCAAGCUUUUCCUCAUUACUUGGCUAAAAUAUAUACACUUCAAUAUUAAAUUACUUAUAUUUUAUUUUUUAAGCCAAUGGGUGAGGAAUUUAUAACCCCUAACCCCCCCUGCAUAUACUAUUGGGUGGUUUAAUUUAUUUAAGUCUUACUUAUCAUAAUUCUAUACACAUGCCGAUUUGUGUUUUAUAAUGAUUAUUAUUAAUCAUAUACUUACCUAAUCGUAUAACAAAUUAUAGUAAAACAUGAAUGAAAAUUCUUUAUAUAUCUAGGUUAGUAGUAAAUUCCAGACUUCUCAAUGAAAAGUGUAUACUUAGAAAUAAUUUUAAGUCAUAGAAAUUGCUGUCGUUAAGGCAUAGUAAAUGUUGGCUGAAACAAAAAUAUUAUAAUAUGAGUUAAAGCAGAUAAUAACUAGUUUAUCAUUAUUUAUGUUUAGUUACCUGUGUCAUUGAUAAAAAUUUAUUAUUAGUUUUAAGUAUAAUAAUUUCAUUAAUAUUAAAAUAGACCAGUAGUAUGAUAAUAAGAUAGUGGAAUAAUAUUUGAGUUUUAAUUUACUAAAAUUUAUUUAAUAAAUAAUACUUAUUUAAUCUAGUUUUUUAAAAAAAUAUUACAAUCUAAAUUUUCUUUCUGUUGUAAUAAUUGUUUAUCAUUAGGUAAUUUAAAAAUAAUUUAUAAUUUUUAUCUAUGACAAUGUUUAAUUUUAGGCUUCCUUUAGAAUCAGUUUGAAAAGCAAUUAUUUAUUUAACAUUACUUUCAAUAAGUAGGUAUUUUAGUUAGUUUAGGUAUCAUAGUUAAUAAUGUGAGCCUGCCCCGCAAAGGGGAAAACAGGAUUUUACAAAACAUUACUUAAUUAAUUAUACUUAUUAAUAAACGGUAGCAGUAGUGGGAUAGCAAUGUGAAAACUGAUAUCUCACUACUUAUACAGCAGUGAAACAAAUAAAAUAUUUACUAGAGUCGACUAAAGAUCAGCAUAGCCAGAUUUUUUUGGCACUGACCGGCCCGAAACUUAAAUUAAAAAAUUGUACCUGACCGGACCCAGUCCAUACAUUUUUAUUUGAAGCCAAACCCGACCAUGUCUGUUGGUCACAUUUUAGUAUAUAGUAUAUAGUGUGUAUACUAUUGAAAAAGACUACAGACAGAGGUCAGAGAGCAAGAAGUGAUGAAAAAAAAUUAUAUAUACAAUUUAGUUUAUUUUGUGAGAACAUUGAUCCAUCAAUAACCAAUCAGAAAUAUUUUUCUUAUGGCCUGGCCCUUCCCAAGCCCGUUAUUGGGUCUGACUGAUCUUAAAUAUAUACCAGUGGUUUUUAAAUUAGGUGCUAUGAGCAUUCCCUAGGUGUGGCACAGUCUUUAUGUAUUUUUUUCAAAUGUAUAAUUUAAGUAUAAUUUUGUGUAUAUUGGUGUAAAAAUUUAAUAAUAACAAGAAAGGUCUUAAAAAUGUUUCAUUACUAAGAUAUGUGCUGUAAAAAAUCUGAGCACAAUGUGCCGUGUUUAAAUAAAUUUUUGAAAACCACUGAUAUAUUAUAUACUGUCAAACCAGUAGGUACAUAAAAAAAUCUUGGUAACCAGGCAAUUACAUGUUUUAUUAAUCUAUAUUUAUUUUGAAAUAUAAAUCAGUGAAAUUAUCAAUUGGUUAUUUAUAGGUACCUAGAUAGGUAUACAAAAUUGAUAAUUUAAUGAACAUAUAAACUUCCCACUUGCAAUAAUAGAUAACUAUUAUCUAUGCUUGCAAUAUAUUAAAAUGUAAUUACUGUUUUAUCAGGGUUUUAUUCUGGUUUUAUCUCAUACCCUGUUUCAAAAGAGAACAUACCGCUUUCGCGACCAGUUUUCAUUUGGCGGCGUGCAUCCCCACCAGGUGCAUGUUAAGAAACGUGUUCUUAACAUUUCUAUCAUUGUGACCAGUGCUAUCUGGUGGGGAUGCGCGCUCCGAAUGAAAACUGGUCGCGAAAGCAGUAUGUUCUCUUUUGAAACAGGGUAUAGGUAUUUAUAAUAUAUACAAAUAACGUCCGACCUUCUUCUUUAUCAAUAAUUGCCUUAACAACUCACAAUCACUUUUCAUAAUGUAUCUUCAUUCGUUAUAAUAUAUUAUUUGACAUUAAUAUUGGUACCUUUGUUAUAAUGUUUUUUAUAUUGCUAACAUAUUUUAUAAUAUUUAUUCCUGUUAUAAAUAGGUACCUAACUAACUGUGUAGAAUUAAGAGUAAUUAUUGUUUUUAAAGUGUUAAUUUAUUUUUUGUGUUCAGUAUAAUAUAAUUGGUAAUGGUUCAAUGAACCAGAACAUUAUAUUAUUGAAAGAAAAAUAAAAGUCAGGUCUCUGUCCUUAUAAAAAAUAUUAUUUAUUAUGAAUUAAAUUAGGUAGGCUUAAAGCCGUUACUAGUUACUGCUAUUAGUGAAAGUAAUUUAAAACUAGAUAUGGAACAGUAGCUACACUGAAAAUUAUUCAAUGACACUAACCAUGACAUAAAUCAUACACCAUCACAAAAAAGGACAAACGGAAUGAUGAUGUAAUCAGUGAUACAUUGUUUGAAUAAUUGUUUUGCUAUUUUGUUUUUCUUUUAUUAGUUUAUAGAACAGAACAUAACAUUUCCCCUGAAAUAUUUUAUUUUGACUAUUAAAAUUAAUGAUUAGUUGUUACUUAAUCCGAUUUAAUGUUUCUGUACUUUGAACAUACAAGUGGUACUUGAAAUCAGUUAUUCUGUAGGUAUUUAUAAUAAUAUAUAUGAAAUCAAUCUUAUGUGAUAAUUUUUAAUUGUAUUACUUUCUGAGUAGAAAAUAGUUUAUGAUUUUAUUACUCACUAAAACCUUUACCGACCUAUAGGUUUAAAAUUAUUUAUUUCGAAAUCAGCUUGAUAAAUGUUUUACUUCUCUGUGUUAAUAAAUAUUCAGAUUUCCAUGAUUUUCAUUUUAAUUAAAAUUGUAAGCAAUUAUAAAUAUGGCAUUAAGACAAAAAUAAUAAACAGUUAAGUCUGCUUACUUUUGUUUUAAAUAAAAUAUAAAUGUAUUAAAUAUCCGAUUCACACCUGUCCUGCAAAUUUCAGUUUUCUAUCUCAUCAGAAAGUAUUUUAAUUUUCAAAUACGAGAUUUGAACUUGAACCAAACAACAAAUAAAGUUAAACAAUUUAUAAAAAUGAUCUCAUUAGUGUACCGUCUACAUUGAUAACCUAUAUAUCAUAUAAUCUUUCGAUGAAGUUGUUUUUUAAUUAUUUACUGUAUAAAAAAAAUGUUUAAAGAUUUAUUUGUCUGUAUACAUUUCCAAUAAAAAUGUCUUAGAAUAAUGGUAAUGUUUCUUUAUAAAUCAGAGAUGUAUAUACUUUUAGAACGUAUGAAAGUUACAGUAGAAAAGGCUAUGUGUACAGUAUAAUGUACAUGUAGUAUAAAAUGUCAUUUCUAUAACGGGAUACCUAUAUUUGUUAAUUUUAUUUUUUUAAAUUAAAUUUUCUAAAUUUAAUUCUAUUGUAAUUUUUCUAGGUUCUAUAAACCAUCAAUAUUACUUUAUACAGUGAUUUGCUAAAAACUGUCGAAGAACCUAAACUAAAUUAUGUAAGUAUAUUGUAAUUAUACGGGGUGUAGCAUGGUAUGUUAUGUUUAGGGCGCUGAUUUUUAUGUAGUACAAAUUCAAUGUAUAUAAAUAUUUAUAUUAUUGUUUUUUCCAAAAUAUCUACUAAAACACAUGAAAUAUUUAACAUAAAAACGUGUUUAUUCAAUUUAAUUGUAUAAAAAAAAGUACUGUAAAUGUAGGUUCAUUAUAUAAAUCGGUUUUUAUUUUAUGUAUUCGUCGUCGUUGUUAUCUUCUUGGAAACGAUGUACAUUUGGAGAUUUUCAAAUUUAAUAGAUCGACAGUUAGGUCUCAAAAUUAAUUUAUAACAGCUGAAGAAGCGUUGACUGAGAAUAAUGAGGCAUCUUUAAUAUUUGAUACAUCCGAUUGUGUAAGUUUAUUGAUGUGUUUUCAUUUUUAAUUAAAAGAAUAUUGUGAUUUGAUUUCGAUAAGUCACAAAGUACAGGAUUAUUACGUAUUUUUUCAAUUAGUAUUAUAUUAAUUCUUCUCGAUACGGCAAAAAUACGACUUUUGCAAAGUUUUGUGAUUCGGUCAUGGCAUUUAAUAAGUUCAAAAUGGAAAAUAAUUGUAAAAGCCGCUGGCGAGUGUCGCUGUACACUGCUUUCGACCGACUGGAACCGCGUGCCGCAGCGACCCAUUGCAGGCCGCUCUCCAAUUAGCCGUGACGCGAUUGAUGCGAUAAAACUGGAGAUUGAACUAUAACCUAAACGAUUGUUCAGUUUCAUUAAGUUCAGCUAGGGUCAUCUGCAACUUUCGUAAAUAAAAAGGCGAUCACAUUUGUCAAAAACAAUACUAGUACAAUAAUUAUUGUUUUAACGACGCGAAUCAACACGGAACUCGUCGUCGCGUCCGACGGUUUCAUGUUUUUUUUUUUUUUUUUUCAGUCGCGCCAGUGGGUCGGCUGUCCAACGGUCCUUAAUAAAUCGGUGCAGCUUAUCGGCACUUCUAGGUAUUCUCUGAUAACUAAUUAUUUAGAUAACGUCUGAUAACGUGUACGGUAUGGUUCAAAUAUAUUUUAUCUAUGCACUAAAUUUGUUUAGAAACAUGAACGGUGUCUGCGCCUGCCCGAAGGCUAAUAGUUUUGUUUGGUAAACCGAGAUGUUUAGCGCGUACGUAAUUUGAUUUAUUUCGUAUUAUUUCUCUGGGCACAAUUUCCAAUUGAAUAAUUAUUAUUUUUAAUCACUUUGGUUAAAUUCAAUAGUUACCUACCUAUUGUUUAUGAAUGUACAAAAUACGCGUGUAAAUGUUGGUAAAAUAUUUCAAAAUUCGGGAAAAACCGGAAAAAAUAAAAGUCUUAUUUUAUUCAACGUGUUAUGAAACGGUGUGCUUAUUUUUAAUCAAAACUAAAUAAUCCACAUUCGAUAAAAUUGUAUACAGUGAAACCUUCUCUAACGGACACCUAAUAGCGGACGUUUUUUUUUCGGGAACGGGGACAUUUUCACUACUUUUCAACGGGAAAACCUCCGUAUAGCGGACACUAUUUUAAUCUUAAGCGGUUCGCGCGCGACCUGUGUUUUUGUUCAAAAACAUGGCUUACAGGAAUAACUCUCACGUCUCGUAGAGUGAUCAGAUUUCGAUCAUUUUUUUUUGUUUUAUUUGUUAGAAAGAGGAAGACUUCUUACAGGGCGCAUUGGAUUUUAAUUUUAAAAAUUAUAUUUACAAGUGCUACAAUAAUAGUUUGAAUUUUACAAAUUUGUACAAGCUUAUAAAUUGUGUAAUAAUUUUUGUUUUUUAGCAAUGUAAUCAAAAAUCGAAGUCCAGUGCGCCCGUCCUGUAGAAAAUCGUCCUCUUUCUAACAAAAACCUUAAAAAAAUUAUUGAAGUCUGAUAAAUCUGCGAGGCGUGAGGGUUUUUCCUGUAAACUGCGUUUUUAGCAAAAUAAUCACGCUUGUAAAUUGUCCCGUCUUGCUCUACCAUUGACCCGUGUGAGAUAGUUUCGUAACCGGCGCCGCGUUACCCACUGUUAUCACACAUCGAGCCUUUCUAGCGGUCUAAAAACACGCGUUCACUACUAAUACUAAUAUAGUAAUAAAAUACAUAGAUUACAACAUUCAUUUCCAGAUUUCCAUUUUUCUGUAUUAUGAUAAUUACGCGUACUGUGUUUUAGAUUAGGAGCGUAGCUAGGGAUCUAAUUUUUUUUUCUGUCUGAGAACAACUCCUCUACCAGCAAACUCACUCUGAAAUAUAGACUAUAGCACCUUUUCUGUAAGAUAAUUUUUUCUAAUCAGUACACUGGCGUGGUCAUUUAGAAAAUAUAGGUAAAAACGGCAAAUAUUUACGGAACGCCGUGGUGUUACCGUUUUCGUUGUGCUAUACUACAGUUUUCUACCAGAAAUAUUACUUCAAUCGAAAAAUGACCAGAAGUCGUUUUUUGAUAUCCAAAGUAGUUUUUUAAAUAAUUGGGAAAAACCGAAAAAAAAAAUUAUUAAUAUUUACGGCAACGAAGUUUAAUUAUUUUAAUAUGUUGAACUAGAAAUAUUACUUCAAUUGAAAAAUGAAAAAUGAUCGAUUUUUUUUUAUUUCUAAUUAAUUAGGAGUUGGGAUUAUGUAAAAAAAUUUUUUUGAUCUCCAAGUAAAACAUAAUGAACCUCCCAACAAAAUGUUCAAGCAUUUUUGUUAGGUCUAACAAUUUAUUUAAAGAGUACCUACUAAAUAAAAUUUACCUUAAAUUUUAGCAAAAUUUAAAUAUCUAUAAAUAGCUCCAAAAUUGUUUAAAUUUUUUAAAAAUUUUAUCACGUCUAGAAAAAGUAAAUAUAAGUUCUCUGUCAACAUUUUAAGUCUCUACGAAUAUUUUAAACUGAAUUACAUUAAAAAUACUAAAUUUUCGUAAAUUUUUCCGCUAUAUUUUAAGUUUUUUUUUUUUUUUGAUUAUGCUCAAUUAUUUAUAGAACUAUAGAUAAAAUAAAAAAAUAAAAAAAACGAAAAACUUACUAAUAAACAAGAUUAAAAAUGCAAUAAAAUAGUAGAUCUAUUGGAGUAAUAUUUAUGGUAGAAAACAUAAACCGUAUAAAUUUUAAAUAAUAAAAUCGUUGUGCCGCCGAUAAUUGGAGUUUUCCACUUGGCCAAUAUCUUCAAACAGUAAAUUUUGAUUUAAAAAUUUCAUUAAAAUUGCAAUUGCAUUGCUAUUGUUCAAAAUAAUAUUCAGAAUAUUAGAGAAAAUUUUAUAUUACUGUUAGUUAGUUUGCUACGUAAAUCUAAAUCAGAUGAUCCAGAAUAUUUUUUUAAGCAUUCAUAUCUUUAAUAGAUAAUUUUUUAGACCAAUUGAACGAAAGAUUUAUAUCGCACAGGAUUGUUUUGAAUAAUUUUGAUUGUAUUUUACUUAAGAUAGAAAUGAAAAUAUCUGACUAUAUUAUUGGUAAAUUCAAGUAAUUAAUAGAAAUAUAUCAAGAUAUAAUUGAUGAAUCUAACGGUUCAAAUUUAAAUGAUCAUAUAUUAAACGGAGAUCUAAAUUUUUGGUACACUAAAUAUUCAAAUUUAACAUCUUCCGAACUCAAGAACAAAAUUGUUAUUAAAGUAUACUUCCAAACUAGUCCAGAUGUUUAUCCAGUAAUAUCUAAACUUCUUCAAAUAUUCAUAACACUUACAGUGCCUACUGCCACGGGAGAACGAUUACUUUAAAAUAGUUUAGCCCUACUAAAAUAUAUUCAUCACAAUAUCAACGUGGAUAUCAAUGAUGUUAUAGAUGAACUUGCUAAAACAUCAUAACGAAAAAUAAAUAUACAUUUAUAAUUUUUAAAGAAGAUAAAUAUUUUAACUGUUAUAUAAUUAUUGCUGUAAAAUAGUUUAAUGUAUGAUUAUAAUACCCAUAAAAUUCAAAACAAUUUUAUUUGUUAUAUUUUUUCAACCUCCCCCCUCCCCCAAAAAAAAAAAAAAAAUUCUGGAUACGCCAAUGGUUACUGUAAUGGACGCAGGUCGUUUAAUUUCAUCAAUAGAGGUAGAAAACCCUCCUAUUUUCUCUUCUACUGUAACUUUGACAAAUGAAAUUACUCGCGAGAUUGUCCAGAGACGGAAAAAUUAUUAUUACACAUACAAAUCUUUAAACCUACAUAACUAGUACAUGAAUUUAUACAUUUUAUGAAUUUCAAAAAAUUACCCCCUCUGAAUAACGAACACCUCCGAAUAGCAGACAUAAAUUCAGCGACCGAGGGUGUCUGUUAUUCAGAAGUUUCACUGUAUUUACAUAAAAAUCUGCACCCUAGUUAUAUUAUUACUGAGUGGAUUCAAGUUUUUUUUUUUUUUUUGAAAUUAUUGGUUGGUUGGAUGAAUACAAAUUAAAUUUCAUUUUUGUUUAUUUUUAACAUAAGCAAAAACGUUAAACACAAUAUUAAUAAUUUAAGACAUUGAUAAAUAUUGUUAUUAUACAAGUAUAAGUCUGCAAUUAUGAAUCUGAAAUUUAUUUGAGAAAGUAGAACAAAAUAAUAAUAAUUAAAAUACCAAUACAAAUAAUCUAAUGUGAUAAGUAAUAUUUAAAAACAUAAAGUGAUUGCUCUAUACCUUUUUUCAAUGUCUUGGUUUAUCAACUAUAGUGUAAUUAUGUUACACGUGAUUCAGUUUUAAAUGUAUUAUAUUAAAAAUUAAAAUAAAUACAUAAAACAUUUUUGAGGUUAAUUAGUUUGAAAAUUUAAAAUUAAUAUACUUUAAGCGUACUUAAUUUUUAAUUAUUAGUUUUGUGUAAGAUGUAUUAAUAUAAUAUAUUCUUUAAUAGUGAUUUUAACAUUUUUUAAAAAUAAUUUUUUUUUUGCAUUUCAUUUUGCUACUUAAUAAUUAAAAUACAGUCUUUGCAGCUUGCUACUUGUAUAAAUUUAUGAUAUAUUUUAUUGAUAAUAUUUGUUUUUAUACAAAUAUAAUCGAUGAGAUUAUUAGGUACUUAAUAUGUAUUUACUUGCUCUUAUAUAUGCUAGACAAACAAACUGUUGACCAUCCCGUGUUAUUACCUAUCAAUUUUAUUAUGUUAAGAAAUAUAAGUUUAUUGUAAAUUGUAAUAUCCAUUUCAAAACAUUUAGUAGGUAAUAUUAUUUUGUUAAACUAAAGUACUAAUCUUAUUUCUUUAUUUUGUGUUUCAGAACAGUUAUCAAUCAGGAGACAUGCCAUGACAGGACGAUUAUAUUCUUUAAUCAUAUCGCUGGGCGGCCUCACGUUAAUAACGUUUUCUCUGUGGACAAUAUGGAGCAAAAUUUUCAGUGUCGACGAGGCACAUGCCAAUCAUGCCAAGUACCAUAUACUCACAAUGGAAAAUGUUACCUCGAAACCGUUUGAAUUACGUUCUCUGUCUGAUGGCGAUCUUCACUCAUUAAUCGAUCUGCCGUCAUUUAAUUUCAAUAUAAACCAAAAAGUCUGCGGUGACAACAAUACCCACCUGGUAGUGGCACUAGUGCACACUGCACCUAGUCAUUAUGCCAAACGCCAGGCUAUUAGAGAUACUUGGGCGAAAAUGAUACCAACAUUAUUUUUUAUGGGUCUCACAAAUUCCAGCGUCACCCAGAAUAAUAUCAAAUUAGAAAAUCAAUUAUACAGUGAUAUUGUGCAAGGUGACUUUAUAGAUUGUUACCGUAAUUUAACUUAUAAACAUGUAAUGGUACUAAAAUGGACUUUGUAUUAUUGUCCCUGUGCCAGGUAUUUGCUCAAAAUUGACGACGAUACGUUUGUUAAUGCACCAUACUUGUUGGAAUUACUCAAUUAUAGAUUAUCACCCUUAGGAGCACGCGAUUUACUCAUGUGCCAACUUAACUUUUCGACCAUGGUAAAACGCACAUAUCGAUCAAAAUGGAGAGUUUCAUAUGCGGAAUAUCCUGACCGUUGGUACCCAGUUUAUUGCUUGGGGUGGGCAAUAAUUUAUUCGCCUGACGUCAUUUAUAAACUAUAUACAGGAGCACAAGUAACACCAUAUUUUUGGAUCGAUGAUGUUCACAUUACUGGAACAAUAGCUGUUAAACAGAAUAUCACAAAAACAGACAUGAGCGAAAUAGCAGUUAGUGAAUCCGAUUUACAGGAUGACAAAAAUAUUAGUCGCAAGUUUGUAUUUUGUUUACUAAUGGAUCCGGACCAAUCAAUGAGAAAGUAUUGGAAUACAAUUACUAAUCUUGAUGAUAAUAUGGCCGUUUCUUCUUCAACAUUGGGUUCCUCAAAAUAAGUGUUGGUAUCAACUGAUGGAGAAACAUGUGCACAUAAAUACAUGUAUAAAUAAUAAAUUAAUGAUAAAUAUUUAGAAAAUUGAAAACUGAAUUGUGAUAAAGUAGCCUAUAACAAAGUUAAUUGUUAUUAUUAUAAUUAUUUUUUUGUAGGGAGUAUAGUAUUUAAAAUAAGGCUGAUAUUAAAGAUGAGUUUAAAAAAAAAUUAUAUAUGAUAAAAUAAUUAUAUUUUAAAUAUUAAGAUACCUUAUAUAUUAAUCUCAAGCGCCACAAAUUUUCUUAGAAAGAUGUUUGGUAUAAAAAGAUACUAUUGAUAUAUGUAUUGCUGACAGAGUUAUAAUAUAUUUAUUUAAUUUAAAUAGCCUAUUUAUUUCUAUAAAGUUGUGUUAUUUUUAAUUUAUAUCUUCUAAAAUCAAUCAAAUUUUAAUAAUUUGUAUUCCCAUAUGAUUGAAAUGAAAAUAUUAUAAAUAGCAUCAUUAUAAACAUAACAAAAGAGAAUACCAAAAAUAAUAUGAAAUUUGUGUUGUUAAGAUUUGAUGUCUAUAAAUCUAUUGUACCUGUAUUUUUCUCUACUGACAUUAGAAAUCCCAAAUAAUAGUUUAUUAAAUUACUUGAAAUUGUUUAAUACUCAACAUCUCUAUUAAACUAAAUUUAAGGUUUUAGUGGUUAUUUUGUUUUUAAAUUAUUAGCAAAUGUUAAUAAAAAACUUAAAUCUUAAAAUUUUUGGUAUUCCAAAUAAAAAUAUUGUUUUGUACAUUCAUCAUACAUUAUUUCAGUUAUUCAAUAUAGUGCAAACAAUAUUAAAUAGAACAACAGAAAUAAUUUAAUAUUUAAAUAAUAAUAUCAAUAUUAAAUGUUUAAUUUUGUAUGAAUCCAUUAAAUAUAUAUUUUAAUAAUUUUUUUUUACAUUUAAUAAAGCGGUAAACUCGAGUAUGCUAACGACACCAUCUCAGUUAGAAUUGUAUAUGAUUAAGAAUGUUCUGUUCUAUAGUAAAUUUAUUCUUGUAAGUGAAGCAUUCUUAAUUUUAUAACAAAUUCUUCAUUGAAUUUAGAUAAUAUGAUUUAUCAUAUAUAUUUUUAUGUAUGCCAAUGUAAUUUUAAUAGUAUUAAAAGCAAGGAUUGAAAACUAAUUAAAUUUUAGAAUUUUUUUGUUCUAAAACAAUUAAUAUUUUAUUUAGUAACAUUGACGUAAUAUUAUAUGAAAAAAAACUUGUUUUGAGUUUAAAAUUUUUUUUUAAAUUGAGGCAUAAUAUUGCCUUUAAAUAAAUAAAAAAAAAAAAUGUCAAUACAAUAUAUUAGCAGGAAAUCGUACUUACACAGGAAAUCAAAUUGAUGUUUUUUUAACUCAUAUACUAGUAAAACAUUUCAAACAACUAUUUUAGAACAUAUCGAAUAUCUGUUCUCUGAUUGAAUUGGUGUUAAUCCUUGCUUUUUUCGCUACAUACUUGUUCCUAAUAUGAGUAUUAAUUUAUCAAUUUAUAAUAAUAAUAUGUCUUAAUGUUUAUGGUUGGUGUCAAUAGAUGAUCUCACGGUGUAAUUAGAUAUUUGUCAAACAUUUCUAUGUAAAUUGUAGUUUAUUAUUAUUAUAUAAAUAUUUCAUUUUAUUUUAGACAUUACUCAGAAAUUUAAAGCAUUGACUUUUUCUGUGGUUAUUUAAAAUCAUUACAAUACAAAUAUUAAAUGCUAAUAAUUUUAAAAAUAUUCCAUUCUGUUUAAUUGUCAUUAUUAACUAUAAAGAAUAUCAAACUGGGUGCAUAUAGUAAGUUAUUAAAUUGUGAAUUAGUGUAAAGCAUAUCUUAAUUAAAAUAAGGUUAUUGUUCUCCUUUCGAAUUGAUGUUUAACUAUUUUGUUUACUAUUAUUUUAUAUUAUUUUUAAUUACGCCUGUCUAUGCAAAUGGUUGUAUUCAAAUGCGUAUGUUAUAAACUAGAUUUCUAUUACAAAUGGUUAUUUAUAUUGUUGAGAUGCCAAUUUAUUUUUAAAAAUGUUUUAUAGGAAAAUUAUUUGUAAUAAAACGAUAACAGUUUUUUUUUUUUUAUCUUGCGUUUGCAACAGUUUUAAAUUUGAAUCAACCAUUAUAACAUAAUGUUAAUAUUAAGAUAAUGAUUAAUUUGUCAUUAGCAUAAUAUAAAUACCAAAAAUUUGUUAAUUAUAAAUUGAAAAAUAUAUAAAUUAGAUUUUUUUUUUUUUAAUUAUGGAUGAAUUGGUGCCAAAAUUUAAAAUUUAGUAUCGAAAAAUAAAAUGUAAAAAAAAAAAAAUGCCAGUUUUAAUUUUGUUAUUGCUCAAUUAUCACAGUAAUAUUUAUUAUUAUUAUUUUAUGUAUCCACUUUACUAUUAUUUUUAAUGUAUUUGUUUGAUUUUAUUAUUAUUUGUAUAUCUUGAACUAUGUAUGGGGACUGAUAAGUCUUGUUGACAGUUGAAAAAAAUGAUUUGUGGCUUAUUAAAUAUAAAAAAAUCAACUAAUUUAAGAAAGAAUUAAAUCAAAUUAGUUAUUUGAAGAAAAAACAGUUUUAAUGAAAGUAGAAUAUAAUAUAAUGUGCUAACCUAAUAUCUAAAUAUUAUUUACUAGGUACUAUUUAAAAGAUCGAGUUUUUACAAUAUCAUUCUGAUAAAAAACAAAUAUUAUUUAUUUUUUUUUUAUAUAUAUAUAUAUAUAUAUAUAUACAGGAUAGUUAAAAUAUUAUAAAUAAAAUUACAUUUUAGUAUUGUUAUGUAUAGAUGUGUACUUAUAUUUUACAUAAGUUGUAUUUUCUUUAAAAUAAUAUUGUUAUGAAUACCUAGAAUAUAUUUCAC